Molecule: messenger RNA, 1340 nt
Organism: Beta vulgaris subsp. vulgaris (sugar beet)
Lineage: Eukaryota; Viridiplantae; Streptophyta; Magnoliopsida; Caryophyllales; Amaranthaceae
Product: flavanone 3-dioxygenase
Exons: 3
Coding region: 55-1176 (373 amino acids)
Source: RefSeq, a predicted model, not a curated record
UUCCAUACAUUAUAAACUACAUAAAUUUUUUAAGUUGAGUGUGUAGGAGAGAAAAUGGGUUCAAUUACUACACUUACAUCUCUAGUUGAGGUGGGCAAACUUCAAAAUAGGUUCAUAAUGGACGAAGAUGAACGUCCUAAGGUUGCAUAUAACCAAUUUAGCGACGAAAUCCCGGUGAUCUCUCUCGAUGGAAUCGAGGAUGAUUCACCAGGUGGACGAAGGGAGGUUAUAUGCAUGAAAAUAGCUCAAGCUUGUGAAGAGUGGGGGAUGUUUCAAGUGGUGGAUCAUGGGAUUGAUCCUAAACUUGUUCAUGAUAUGAGUAGCAUGUCUAAGGAGUUCUUUGCUUUGCCUGAUAAAGAUAAAUUGAGGUUCGAUAUGAGUGGUGGUAAAAGAGGUGGUUUUAUUGUAUCUAGUCAUAUUCAGAAUGAAAUAGUAGCGAAUUGGCGUGAAAUGGUGGCUUUCGUUCCGUACCCAAUAGAAGAAAGGGAUUACACUAGGUGGCCUGAUAAGCCCAAAGAAUGGCGUGAUGUGACUGGAAUGUAUAGUGAGAAUAUGAUGGGCCUUGCGACUAAGCUUCUAGAAGUUUUAUCUGAGGCAUUGGGCCUUGAAAGGGAGGUCAUGAUACAGGCUUGCAAGCAGAUGACACAACGCAUGGCAGUCAAUUUCUAUCCAAAAUGCCCUGAGCCCAAUCUAGCAAUUGGGCUUAAAAGACAUACUGAUCCAGGUACUAUUACUAUACUACUGCAAGACCAAGUUGGUGGGCUUCAAGCUACUAAAGAUGGUGGGAUCAAUUGGAUCACGGUUCAACCCGUUAAAGGUGCUUUUGUUGUCAACCUUGGUGACCAUGCAUACUAUGUUAGCAAUGGAAAAUUCAAGAAUGCAGAACAUCAAGCAGUGGUAAAUUGUGAUCAUAAUCGAUUGUCAAUUGCCACAUUCAUAAAUCCAGACCAAGAGGCAAUUGUGUAUCCCCUUAAGAUUGAGGAGGGAGAAAAGACAAUUCUAGAAGAGCCCGUUUCAUUUGUUGAAUUGUACAAGAAACAUUUUAUUAAUCACCUGGAGCGAGCCAAGGUGAAGCAGCUAGCAAAGGAACAAAAACUUUCAAAAGAAAAAUUAGAUUAUGAGAAGCUUCAAAUCGGUGGAAAAAAUCAUAAAUCCCUAGAAGAGUUACUCGCAUAAUCAAAUGCGAUAACAUCGAAUCACAUUAUUCUACUCCCUCCGUUCUCUUAUGUUAGAUAAUAAUUUAAAAGUUUUAAGAUUAUUAGCAAUGUUAUUGUACAAGUGUGGAGAAUAAUUAUGUUAACUGUAAUUCUGGCAUUCAAUAUAUAUAGUGUUACAAUACA